ACAGUCUAUGAAGGCAUCGUCAAUGACGCUGCUCACGUUAUCGUUACGUCACUACACAGACCGAAACAAACAUGGCGCCGCGAAAGUGAGGGAAAACGACUAAUGGUGUAGCCGAGCAGGAUGCCACAGAGGAAGCAACGUAACAGGGACGGACACCCUGAAAGCCAAUUGUUGCAACAAGACACACAAAAGGACGUAGCUGUCAAUGAUGAAGAGCAGCAGCAGCGUCUUUGUGUUCUCUCGGGAUCAGAGCACCAUGUCACGUCUGCCACCAUCCUUGUCGAACAGAGAAAGAAGAUGGAGAGACAGGAAGUGCAAAGUCAAACCUCAAGAGAUGACAGAAGAGGAGAUGAUGGCCUUGGCUCUGCAUCUGAGUACGCAGGAAACCAGCGCGCACCAUGAAGACGCUGCUGUUACGAAAGCCAUCAAAGAGAGUAUGUUGAGCCAAGAGCCCUCUCGGCGUCAGAGCCUGCUGACCCAAUCAGACACCCCUUGCUCAGGGCCUGGUGGUUGGUACGUCAGCAGCUGGCCAGAGUCGACCAUUGAUCUGUCGGCAUCAGGCGACGGCUUCACCAACCCGAGCCAAGAGGUGGAAGGGAAAGGUGAAACUAAACAAGAUCAAAAGUGGAAAGGGGCGGAAACUCCUCUGUCGGACUUGCCGUCAAGCCCCGAUAUCUCCACUCAGGCGUGGCUCGGUAAUUCCGAGUCUGAAUUGUUGGACUCGCCGCAGAGCUCCGAUUCUACGCAGAUCGACGACUCUUCACUCCGUAAAUCCCCCGUCUUCUCCACGAGCGGUCGCAAAGCCAGGGUGGCCGUUUUCCGGCUCAGCCAGGAUACGCUGGAGAGCUGCAAGACCCCCGGCUUGGUGCUUAACUCGCAGCACUCAAAGGACAACGCCCUUCCUUCGGCACGGCGCAAAAGUCCCGUCUUCUCCGAGUCUGAUACGGAAGACGAAUUUGUCCAGUAUCUAAAAAGCCCGGUGUUUGGCGAUGAGGCUCGGCGUGACCCGUCUGCGCAGGUCGAAGCAAGCACAGAGUUCAUGAGGAGUUUAUCUUCCUCUCCGCCCGUCAACCCGGUAUUCCCAAGGAGUCCGGCGCGCUCCAAGAAACUUGCUGACUCAAAGAACUCAACACUCUCAAAAAGUCGUCCGGUCGCGGACGAUUCGUCUGAAACGGAACUCACGAGCGACACAACGCUAUGUUGGUCCGACGAAAAUGCGGAUGAGACGCCGGUGAACUCUAGUCCAGUCUACCCGGAUGAGAAGCGCUUUCAACAGGCCCAUGCCCCUCAGAACCUGGAGACCGAAGCGGGCCCGAAGGCAAACAGCUCCGGCUGCAGUUUGCGUGUUUCCAGUCUGAACACUGGGCAGCCUGUUCCCAACCAGUCCACAGUCCACUAUUACUGGGGGGUCCCCUUCUGUCCACGUGGUUUGGAUGCGGAUGCUUACACGCAGGUGAUCGUGGCCCAGAUGGAGGUGUACGAGAAGAGUCUGAAGGAGGCUCAGAGGGGUCUGUUGAGGAAGGCCCAGUGGGGGGCCCCCAUCCUGCCACAGUCAGAGAAAUCCUCGUUGUCGGACUCCUCCCAUACUAAAGUUCCUCGAAGGCGUGGCCUCAGACGCAAAGACUGUAAGCUGAGCAAUCAGGACGCGGAUAGCCUUUUGUUGGAGGCAGAGGAGGAGGAAGAGGACGAUGAGGAAAAGAAGGAAGAGGAGGAGAAUGAGGAGCUGGAGAUAGAAACUGGACGUGAAGAGGGAGAUCAGACCGACAUUGUCGUUUGUCCAGAGACCCAAAUGAGUGAGGAAGAUUGCGUGGAUCCGCUUAAGCUUGACAACUCGGAGUGUCCCAAAACUGUGACGAGCGAUGACGGUCAAAGCGAUGAUGGUCAAGUUGUGGAUGAGGAAAAGAUGAUGGAUGUUACAGUCUCGGCAGACGGCAAGACUCAGGCGACGUACUUCGUCGGCGGUGACACGGGUCGAAACCCCACCCUGACAAAUGAGGAGGAGGAAGAAAGAGGGCCAGAAAGGUCCCCCUCGCCUGAGUUGGAGACCAUCGGCUUCCAAGCGGCCGUGGAGUGUCCCCUUUGCCAGGAAACGUUCCCCGCAUGCAAAAUCGAGAGGCACGCGGCGUACUGCAACGGCGACAUGGAAACAGAGACGGUCGUCGUUGCGGACGAAUAUUCGGAAGAGCUCUUCAAGCCUAGAAGGAAAAGGAAAAGAUGGACAGCAGAGGAAGAGGGAGACGCCACCUCCACUGACAAAAUCCAGGAGAAAUGUUACAUCUGCCAAAAGGCCGUGGCCCUGCGAGACUUCAGCAAGCACACUGAUCUCUGCAUCCAGCAGAGGGCGACAAAAAUACCCGAGGAGGGAAAUCUGUUGGCGGCUCUGGAGCAUUCAGAGAGCAGGUACGCAGGAGCUGGUCCAUCCAGUUGCAGACUCCAGCGAGGUGACGUCAGCAAUCUGAGGGACAACGACAAAGAAGAGGAAGCUGGCAUUUCCAUGCUGGCACUCAGCGACUCGCCCAUUAAGUCCUUCACGCCCAUCUCGGAGGCCACCGACUGUCUGGUGGACUUCAGGCGCCAGCAGCGGCUCAAGAAACCCAGCCACAAACGAAGGUGAAGAACGGGUUGGGGGUGGGGGGGCUUAAUGAAGACCGAGUGAUCAACGUCAGCACACCUUGGAACUGAUGUCUACUUAUGCAACACACUUGAAUGUUAAUACGUGCAGAGGGUUCUCCGACUCCCUCGCAACUGUAUACUGUACUGUAACAUUCCCUUUUUUUUUAAUUUCAUGUGCAAUUUUCUUGACUUCAAUGCAACAACAGUGCAUUUUGUAAUUGCAUUUAAAAUUAAAUAAGAAUAAUUGUAGUUUGCAUAAUGCUUAAAAGCACCUGAAGCUAAUAUGCGGGCCACUGACAUGAACAUCGUCUCAAUUUCUUUCAUUCAGCUGUUUUUUUUUUUCUUUAUUUUUGUUAUUCAUUAAAAGAUUGGCUCAUGGAUAUCUUUUAAAAUAAAAUAUUGUUCAAAAAA
Molecule: messenger RNA, 3024 nt
Organism: Syngnathus acus (greater pipefish)
Lineage: Eukaryota; Metazoa; Chordata; Actinopteri; Syngnathiformes; Syngnathidae
Gene: uimc1
Product: ubiquitin interaction motif containing 1
Exons: 19
Coding region: 206-2614 (802 amino acids)
Biological process (GO): positive regulation of DNA repair; double-strand break repair
Cellular component (GO): BRCA1-A complex
Molecular function (GO): K63-linked polyubiquitin modification-dependent protein binding; histone binding; DNA binding
Source: RefSeq, a predicted model, not a curated record